ACAAUUCAUAGUCCGAACACAGUAGCACUUCAAUCUAUUCAGAUUCGAUUCAAUUACGAAUACCCUUCGGUCAUUGUUCAAAGAUCAUGGCCUCGGCAAACCUGAUGAGCUCGAUCCCCGGGAGUCCUAGGACCGCGAUCCACAUUAAUUCCAGGAGAUCUGUUGUGAGAGUGCUUUUCCCUGGCAACCAUGUACCUAGGAUGUCUCACCGGAGUGGCUUGCGUGUGAAGUGUAUGUCUGAGGAGACCAAGCCGGAAGGUAGCACGGGAACGCCAGCUUCCGACAUUCCUAGCACGGAAACGCCAGCUUUCGACAUUCCUUCUUCAUCACCUACGCCAAUCCCAUUCCUGAAACCGAAAUCAAAGGUGAGCACCAACUUCACAGAUCUGUUCGCGUUCAGCGGGCCGGCGCCAGAGAGGAUCAAUGGCAGACUCGCGAUGAUAGGCUUUGUUGCGGCCAUUACGGUUGAACUAUCCAAAGGCCCGGACUUGUUCGCUCAGAUCAGUGAUGGUGGCAUCUUGUGGUUCAUCGGGACGAGCAUUCUGCUCUCGUUGGCAUCUUUGGUUCCGUUGUUUCAAGGAGUCACGGCCGAGUCAAAGUCUGAUGGGUUUAUGACUUCCGAUGCUGAGUUGUGGAACGGAAGGUUCGCAAUGUUAGGACUAGUUGCGCUGGCCUUCACUGAAUAUGUUGAGGGAGGAACACUUGUGUAGAUUUUUCGAAUUAGAGUUAUAUACUCGGGAAAGUAGAUCAGAAUGUGAUCCUCAGAAGCAUAUAUAAAGUGAAGCAUCCUCUAAAUA
This is a messenger RNA of Rhodamnia argentea, 797 nucleotides long. RefSeq names its product early light-induced protein 1, chloroplastic-like. The record is from RefSeq and is a predicted model, not a curated record. The transcript has 4 exons. Bases 87 to 710 code for a protein of 207 amino acids. Lineage: Eukaryota; Viridiplantae; Streptophyta; Magnoliopsida; Myrtales; Myrtaceae.